Molecule: messenger RNA, 3254 nt
Organism: Papilio xuthus (Asian swallowtail)
Lineage: Eukaryota; Metazoa; Arthropoda; Insecta; Lepidoptera; Papilionidae
Gene: Septin1
Product: Septin 1
Exons: 11
Coding region: 220-1344 (374 amino acids)
Biological process (GO): cell division
Molecular function (GO): GTP binding
Source: RefSeq, a predicted model, not a curated record
AUACCUAUAAGCUGUUCUCCAUCUGUCACAUCAAGUCAAACAAAUGUUUGUUAAAUUGUUUCAGGAUAAUGAGUAAUAGUGCUCUAUUGCAGUUGAUUAUUAAUCAUAUUUGAAUUUACAACAAGGAUACAAAGCAAAUAUUUUAUUUAAACAUUACACGAAUAGUACCAUCAGUAAAUUCGUGAACUGACCCGAUAUUACAGUGAGAGCGAAGAGAAAAUGGCUAACGAAAACGCAAAGAAUUUUGCAAACCUGGAGACCCCAGGUUAUGUUGGUUUUGCCAACUUACCAAAUCAAGUGCACCGUAAGUCAGUGAAGAAAGGCUUUGAGUUCACUCUAAUGGUGGUUGGAGAGAGUGGUUUGGGGAAAUCAACACUUGUGAAUUCUCUGUUCCUUACUGACUUAUAUCCUGAACGUGUUAUCCCUGAUGCUACUGAGAAAACAAACCAAACUGUAAAAUUGGAUGCAUCAACCGUGGAGAUUGAGGAGAGGGGAGUGAAACUCAGAUUGACAGUUGUGGAUACACCUGGCUAUGGUGAUGCCAUUGAUAACACUGAUUGCUUCCGAUCAAUAAUACAAUACAUAGAUGAACAAUUUGAGAGGUUCUUACGCGACGAGAGCGGUCUCAACCGUCGGAACAUCGUCGAUAACCGCAUACAUUGCUGCUUCUACUUCAUAUCGCCUUUUGGACAUGGGCUGAAACCACUGGACAUUGAGUUCAUGAAGCAGCUUCACAACAAAGUGAAUAUUGUGCCUGUUAUUGCUAAAGCGGAUUGCCUCACCAAGAAGGAAGUGCAGAGGCUCAAAUCUAGAGUAAUGGAAGAAAUCGAACGAGAAGGCAUCAAGAUAUAUCCGCUGCCUGACUGCGAUAGUGACGAGGAUGAAGAUUAUAAGGAGCAGGUUCGUCAGCUGAAGGCAGCUGUGCCGUUCGCGGUGUGCGGUGCGGGGCAGCAGCUGGAGGUGCGUGGACGUCGUGUGCGCGGCCGUCUCUACCCAUGGGGCGUGGUUGAGGUUGAAAACCCAGAGCAUUGCGAUUUCAUCAAGCUGAGGACUAUGCUCAUUACUCACAUGCAAGAUCUUCAAGAAGUGACGCAAGAGGUACACUACGAGAACUAUCGUUCCGAACGACUCGCCCGCAAUGGACAAGUGCCCAAGCGACACACGUCAACUGAGAGUGGUCUGAGUGAGGCAGACUCCAACGGACUGAAUGGAUCUAAUGAAGAUUCUUCUGAACGUGAACGUGUGCUGCGUGAGAAGGAGGCGGAGCUGCGACGUAUGCAGGAGAUGCUGGAGCAGAUGCAGCGCCAGAUGCAGCUGCAAGCCGCCGCCGGGACCACCGCAUAGUCCGCGAACAUCCAACAGUUGGACACAAGUACGGCUGUCCAACUGCCGGACGCUUGCGACGUCGUCAAUUCAAUACUGCGCGCCAUUCCGUACUGCGUCACCAGCACAUAGCCUAUACAUGUGUCACGUGACAAUCAUAUAACCUAUCAUACAGUUACUACAACGCUUCCCUUACUUUAAUAAUCAAAAUGCAGAUAUAUUAAGCUACAUUAUAAGUUUUUUUGUAUUUCAUUUACAUUUUAAACAUGUACUCCAUAGAUCGAUUUGUGAAGUUCGUGUUGCCACUGUCGAUAAUACGGCGACCUGAUUGGUCGAUAAUAUCAGCCACCUGAUUGGUGGAUAAUACAGCUAGCUGAUUGGUCGAAAAUAUUUUGACAUUUCUAUACAAAUGUAAUUCCAGUUUUACAAAAAAGUUGAUGAGAAUGUUAUGCUUAAAAGAUUAUGCAAUAAUGUUAACGAAACAAAUUUUGCUUUCAACGAAUAUAUUAUAAGAUUUAGAAAUGCUUACAAAUAACCAGUAGUCUUAAAAAUUUUAAAAAGAAAUCUCAGUUUAUAAAUAAGUUUAAAUUGAUCUUUUAGUUUGCUUGAAGUAGUAAUCGAAUUUUAUAUGUAUUCUGUGCAAUUUGACAUCUUUAUCUAUGGUAUAGAUUAUAGGUUAAUAGAUUGGCUGUACCAAGUUAUUGUUACAAUUUGUAGUAAAAAUGUUUAAUAUUUAAUUUGAAAUUUAUAUAAAAAUACUUUGUAAUAUCUCUUAUUUACAGUAUUGAUUUUUUUAAAUUAAUUUCUUUUUACUGGCCUCUCUAUUAGCACAUUAAUCUAUGGUAUAAAAUGAUAUGACUGACAUAGAUAAACGAAUUUAAUUUCAAUAUAAUAUAUUCUAUUAGGUUCCUAAUAAUUAGUACAUUGUCAAUUGGUAAGAAUAAUUACUUAUUAAAUGUUUGCAAUCUCUCAUAGCCUUAACUGUUGUGUAUUUUAAUGCAAUUUUUUAUUAUAAUAUCAAUUUCGCAUAUCGAUUUUGACGCUUUUUAUAUCGAUAUAAUGUCACACAUUGUUCAUAGAUAUAUAACCUAUAGAUAUAUUUAACAUUUUAUAUAAUUUUGACAUCUAAUAUAGAAUCGAUUUUCAAUACGUCAUUUUGGAUUGUAAAUGACAAUUCUAAAGGAAUUUAUUCCAAGACAAGUUCUUCGAAGGAUUUUUUUUGCAUCAAUUUUGUUCACCGGGUUAAUUAUCUUUAAGUUAUAAAUCUAUGGUAUUGCUGUUAGGGUGGAUUUCUACUGUCUUGUCACCUGUAUUACAAUAUUGCCUUCCCUUUCAUAUAUAAAGAACAGAGAUUGCAAUAAUGUAUGUAUACAGGUCACUUCAUUAAAAAUCAUGUUUAAAAACACUUACUCGUGAAAAAUAACAUGGUACAUCCGGCGACUUUAUUGAGUAAAUUCAUACAUAGUGAAUGAGAAAGUUUUAUUCAUAUUUUUAGUCUCCAUUCAUUGAUUCGUAAUAUCAUGUUAUUGUACACGAGUAGUACCAAAAGUAAUCCUUAGUAGUUAGGAUUUUCCUAAACUAUUAAAUAGAUUGUUGAAAUAUGUACACAUUGCUUUUAAAAGCUUUUAUAACAUCAAAAAAUGUUGAUUUUUACUUACAAUGCAGUAUAAAAAUCUUACGAUCAUACACUUAGGCAUAGACAACAGAAAUAUAGAUUAAAAUAAAUAGAAUAAAAUAAAAUUUAUAUGAUCAGUUACUUAUAGAUAAAUAAAAACGUUUGUAUUUUAUUAUUAACCGUUUUAAAUUUACAUUUCUAUCUAAUAUCUAGAUAUUUUAUCCUAUGUGCCAUUUCAACUUGAGCCAUACUUUUUUAAGAAAGACCUAAUUAGUAACUAUUUUUGUUUAAAAUGAUUAAAAGGAAAAUUCGCUCU